Molecule: messenger RNA, 1362 nt
Organism: Medioppia subpectinata
Lineage: Eukaryota; Metazoa; Arthropoda; Arachnida; Sarcoptiformes; Oppiidae
Source: the annotation of a GenBank genome assembly
AUGGCCGCUAAUAAGAGGUUGUGUUGUGUGAGAGUCGGGAGAAUAUCGUCUCAAUUGAACCAAAAUUAUCAUAACCUCAACAAUCAUGACGUGAGCCACGAGUCGUCCAUCGGUUCCAGUGUUUCGGCCGCCGAGUGUCGUCUGAACGGCUAUCACAGCGCCGUAUGUAUUGGUGGCCACAAUAGUAGCGGACAUUCACUCACCGCUCACUCUUCGUCGGCCACUCUCUCCUCUUCAUCGCACUCUUCGCGACAUUAUUUGCCACCAAAUGGCAGAACAGUUGAGACACUACUGGAUAUUUGUGCAAAAGUGGUGGCAAUUCAUGUGCCGUUUCAGCGAAUAGAGGAAAGGUAUGAACGGAUCCCCGAACCCGUCCAAAGACGGAUCAUCUACUGGUCAUUCCCUCGCAAUGAGAGAGACAUCCAAAUGUAUUCAUCGCUCAGUAGUGACUGUCAGGGCUGUCCAGACAACCAGAAACUGCCAUUUUAUAAGGGACUCAGGCUUUACGAACUCGGAUCAGUUGACAACGUCCUCCAAGUCGACAACCAGAAACUGCCAUUUUAUAAGGGACUCAGGCUUUACGAACUCGGAUCAGUUGACAACGUCCUCCAAGUCGUCCUGUUUUCCCUGACCGACUCCUCAGCCCAUACCAGAGAAAACGCCAGAAUCGCCGCCAGCGCUCCUCCAAACCUAAUACACAGUACCCAAGACUUACAUCGUGCCCUCCUAUCUGUGCCGUCCGAACAAUACGGUCUGCAAUCAGUAUUGUAUCGGAUGUACUGCCAAAAGCACCUGAAGAACCACAUGAAGCACAUGAAUGCAUGCUUUCAUUUGAGUGGUAUUAUCACAACAAAGUCUACUUCACAACAAUCGGGUUAUGCGGACGGCGAGAAGCGCUACAAUGUCUCCAUCACUUUCGACAGAUGCAAAAUAACUUCAGUUACGUGUAGUUGCGAUACAAAAGACAUAUUCUGGUGCCAACAUGUGGUGGCACUGGCUUUAUAUCGUAUCAGGAAUGCCACCUCUGUCUUACUUCGGGUCCCGAUCUCUGAGACAUUACUGCAAUUGGAUAGACAACAGUUGCAGAAAUUGCUUCAAUACCUGAUAGCAGAACAUCACACAGAAGUGUUGCCAACCGCUCAGAAACUGGCCGAUGAGAUACUGCAGACCCGAUCGAUCAUCAAUAAGAUCGCGGGCGCACCCGACCCGACAGCCGGUGCCUGCGCUGAGGACGAGCACAGCUGGCACUUGGAUGAGGAGCAAGUGAGCGAACAGGUCCGCUCGUAUCUGUCUCAGGGGGGCUAUUAUAACGCCAACAAACAGCUCAACGCACUCUUUGCCAAAGUAUGCGCUCUAUUGUUG